Dendronephthya gigantea is the source of this 2775-nucleotide messenger RNA. Its product is annotated as staphylococcal nuclease domain-containing protein 1-like. Gene Ontology annotation, cellular component: nucleus; RISC complex; cytosol. NCBI's taxonomy places the organism in Eukaryota, Metazoa, Cnidaria, Anthozoa, Malacalcyonacea, Nephtheidae. The coding region runs from base 71 to 2755 and encodes 894 amino acids. The transcript is spliced from 27 exons. Gene Ontology annotation, biological process: mRNA catabolic process; regulatory ncRNA-mediated gene silencing. Gene Ontology annotation, molecular function: nuclease activity; RNA binding. The record is from RefSeq and is a predicted model, not a curated record.
UUUGUUGAUUGUAGCCCUUCCAUUUUCACGUUCAACCUGAAACCUGCUUUGAGAAGUGUGAUUCGAAACUAUGGCUCAACCAACACCAGUUUUACACCGAGGAAUAGUUAAACAGGUGCUCUCUGGGGACAGUGUUAUAAUAAGAGAACAGCCAAGAGGAGGGCCUCCGCCGGAGAAAAAUCUGGGACUUUCAAAUGUUACUGCCCCAAAAUUAUGUCGGCGACCAACAGCGGCUGUGUCUGCCGAGGGCCGUGAUGAGCCAUGUGCCUGGGAAAGCAGGGAGUUUCUAAGGAAACAAAUAAUUGGGAAAGAGGUCUUUUAUUCAGUUGAAUAUAAUGCUCCUGGUUCAAACAAGCAUUAUGGAUGCAUAUAUCUUAAGAAUGGUGACCAGUUGCAAAACAUUACAGAGCUAAGUGUUUUAGAAGGUUUGCUGGAAGUGAAGAGAGGUGGCAUUAAAGCCAAUGAUGACCAGAGUAAGCUUAUUGAAAUGGAAGAAGCAGCAAAAGCAGCAGAAAAGGGGAAAUGGGCAAAAGAUGCAAGUGAGCAUAUACGGGAAAUUCAUUGGUCCAUUGAAAAUCCAAAACAUUUUGUUGAUGCUAAUUCAGGAAAGGAAUUUAAUGCUAUAAUUGAGCAUGUUCGAGAUGGGUGCACGGUGAGAGCAUUCCUGCUUCCUGAUUUCUAUCAUGUUACUGUAAUGAUGUCAGGAAUUAAGACUCCAAUGUUUAAACGUGAUGGUACAACUGAAAUACCUGACCAAUAUGCAGAAGAGGCUAGAUUUUUUACAGAAUCAAGGUUGCUACAAAGAGAAGUAAAAAUACGUUUAGAUGGAGUAUCCAAUGCAAAUUUCCUUGGAACUAUAAUACAUCCUGCUGGCAGCAUAUCACAAUUGCUACUACGGGAAGGUUUCGCUCGCUGUGUUGAUUGGAGCAUGUCAGUGCUACCAUCGGGUCAUGAUGUCUACAGAAGUGCAGAAAGAUCAGCGAAACAAUUGAAAAAAAGAAUCUGGAAAGAUUAUGAACCGUCUGCACCUAGUGUUGUCAUUGAUAAUAAAGAAUUCACUGGGAAGGUUACUGAAGUAAUAAAUGCUGACGCAAUUGUUGUAAAAUCUCCGGAUGGUAAAAGUAAAAAGUUAUUCCUUUCGAGUUUAAGACCACCAAGGUUAACGGUGAAAGAAGAUGGUUCUCAAGAGCAGUCUUCUGGAAACAGACGAACACGGCCUCUCUAUGAUGUUCCAUAUAUGUUUGAGGCCAGGGAGUUCAUGAGAAAGAAAUUAAUUGGAAAAAAGGUGAACAUAUGUAUAGACUACAUCAAACCUCCAAGUGAUGGCUACCCUGAAAAAACUUGCGCCACUGUUACCAUAGGAACAGUUAAUGUUGCUGAAGCUUUAAUCAGCAGAGGUUUAGCAACAGUAAUCCGUCACCGACAAGAUGAUGAUCAAAGAUCGUCUCAUUAUGAUGAACUACUAAGUGCAGAGACCAGAGCGGUGAAAAAUACCAAGGGAGUCCACAGUAAGAAAGAAGCACCAACACACCGUAUUUCUGAAGUCUCAGGGGAUGCUCCAAAGGCCAAACAGUUUCUACCGUUUCUUCAAAGAGCUGGUCGUAUUUCUGGCAUAGUAGAGUUCGUAGCAAGCGGUUCACGGCUGAGGGUGUAUCUCCCAAAGGAGACUUGUCUCAUAACGUUGCUAUUGGCUGGAAUCGAGUGUCCGCGUAUGCAGUCUUCUGGAAACCAGGGUCCCAUGAUUACUGGUGAGCCUUAUGGCGAAGAAGCUUACAAUUUUACAAGGGAACACUGUUUACAGAAAGAUGUUGAGAUUGAAGUGUCUGCUUGUGAUCGAGCCGGAAAUUUCAUUGGCUGGUUAUUCAUAGAUGACGUCAAUCUAUCAUUAUCGUUAGUUAAGGAAGGUUUAUCAAGUGUCCAUUUUAGCGCAGAGAAAAGCCAGUUUUACAGUCAACUUAUUACGGCGCAAGAAAAUGCUAAAUCGUCGAAAAUGAAGAUCUGGGAAAACUUUGAAGAAAAGAAAACUGUCGAAGUCGUAGAUGAUAAUACAGAAAGACAAUGCAAAUAUGAAAAAGUUGUAAUCACAGAAGUUGAAAGUCCAAAUGGCGGUUUCUGGGUUCAACAUGCAGAUAGUGGAAAUGAAAUCGAGCAAAUGAUGGAAAGACUGAGAACCACUCUAGCUGCUAAUCCUCCCGUACCAGGCUCCUACACAGCACGCAGAGGAGAGUUAUGUGCUGCUUUAUUUGCUGAUAAUAAUUGGUAUCGCGCCAGAGUGUUAAAAACAGCAGGACCGAAAGAAAUAACUGUCAUGUAUAUAGACUUUGGAAAUAUCGAAGUGUUGCCGAUUUCAAAGAUAAGAGCUUUACCUCACGAGUUUACAAGUAUGAAACCGCAAGCAGUUGAAUAUAACUUGGCGUUGGUUCGCGAACCAAACGAUGAGGAAAUGAAAUACGACUUGAGUACUGUAUUUAGAAAUAAAACCUUGAACAACAUGUUUUUACUGAAUAAGGAGUACAAAAUUAACAACCAGGAGUUUGUCACUCUUGCCAAUCCUGAUAGCAAAGAAGACGUUGGCCGAGCAUUGAUUGCGGAAGGAUUAGCACUAGUUGAUAAACGGCACGAGAAACGUUUCCAGAAGAUGAUUAAAGAUUAUCAGGGAGCUCAAGAGAGUGCCAAGAAAAACAGAUUGAAUAUGUGGCGAUACGGUGAUAUUACAGAUGAUGACGCAAAGGAGUUUGGUUAUCCAGCAAAGUAGAUAUGCGAGAACAAUUUUAA